ACAAGUGGUGUAUUUCAGAAUCAACAGGGAAGCUAUAAGAGCUUUGAGCCCGAGGCCCCUUUCACUUGUUAGUUGGCCUUUCAGAGUGAAACACAGACUCACUGCUGUCAAUAUGACAAGUCUGCUCGCCGUUGUGGCCGUGCUGGCUGUGCUGUCCGCUGGGUUCUGUGAGGAGCAGAAGAACUUCUUGCAGCGAGCUGGAGUGGCUUUCAACAGCAGGCAGUAUAAAUCUCUGCUUACUGUGAGCAACGGAGAGAGGUUUGGAACCUGGACCUGGCCAGAGAUGUGCCCAGAGAAUUUCUUUGCAGUUGGAUUCAGUGUCAGGGUGGAGUCUAACCAGUACGGGGGUGAUGACACUGCUCUGAAUGGGAUCCGCCUUGUCUGCGCAAAAGAUGGAAACCGCAACUUCCUGUACACCAUUGAGUCCCACACUGGCUACUUCGGUGACUGGUCCCAGCUUCAGUACUGCCCGAGCGGAGUGCUAACCUCUUUCCAGAUUCGUGUGGAACCCCAUCAGGGUCUGUUUGGUGAUGACACGGCCGUCAACAACAUCAGGUUCCGCUGCAGCAGUAACCCAACGCUGGAGGGACCCAGCAUGGGAUGGGGAGAGUAUGGCCACUGGAGUCAGGAAUGCCCUGAUGGAGGGAUCUGUGGCAUCGAGACCAAGAUGGAAGAAUACCAGUAUGGCCUGGACGACUCCACCCUGAAUGAUGUGCGUUUCCACUGCUGUGCAUCUCAGCAGUGACUGCCAGCUGAGAAGCUCAGUCCAACGUCUAAAACUCAAAGAAGACGAAUAAUAAAAAAGCUCAUCUGAAA
Molecule: messenger RNA, 816 nt
Organism: Oreochromis niloticus (Nile tilapia)
Lineage: Eukaryota; Metazoa; Chordata; Actinopteri; Cichliformes; Cichlidae
Product: vitelline membrane outer layer protein 1 homolog
Exons: 4
Coding region: 113-745 (210 amino acids)
Source: RefSeq, a predicted model, not a curated record